AUGGCGGUCGAACCACUAUGGAUGUACAUGCCUGGGUCGAGGUGCGAGCCUGCGACGAGCAGCGCGGCUGGACAUGCAGCUGGCAGCCCUUUGGAGUCCUUGGCGACGGCGCCAGGCCUGGAGGGCUGGCGCGCCGACGUCGCAAAUGCUGACUCGUCGUGGCUUCAGGAGGACCUCAACCUCCUGCGCGAGCAGCAUUUGGCGAUGCAGCGUGCCGCGCGCGAGGAGAUCCGCGAGCUGCGGCAGAGGCUCCAGGAGGCACACAUCCAGAUCGCGGACACCUCCGCUGCGCAGCUGGUCUGCUCGGCGGCGCUGGUUCAGCCCAGGCCGCCCCCGCGGAAGCUCUUGGCUGCGCUCAUUCGCGAGGACCGGCUCCGCGCCGCCAGCCUGGCGCUGCAGGCCUGGCGCGAGGCUGCCGCGGCGAGGGCCAAGGGCUCCGAGGUGGUUCCUGAGGCCGUCGUGAUGGCCCUGCUGCGAUGCGGGCGCGUCCACCACUGUCUGGCAGUGUGGCGUGGACUGGCGGUCGCACGUUUCCGGCACCGCGCGUUUGAGGAGAUCGAUGGCCUCCGCCAGCUGCUAGAGGAGAGAUCUCGCGGACCUGAGGCGAGAGCACCUCAG
Messenger RNA from Prorocentrum cordatum, 618 nucleotides. The record is from the annotation of a GenBank genome assembly. NCBI's taxonomy places the organism in Eukaryota, Dinophyceae, Prorocentrales, Prorocentraceae.